Sapajus apella (tufted capuchin) is the source of this 3670-nucleotide messenger RNA. RefSeq names its product GRAM domain containing 2B (gene GRAMD2B). The record is from RefSeq and is a predicted model, not a curated record. The coding region runs from base 1017 to 2246 and encodes 409 amino acids. The transcript has 14 exons. Lineage: Eukaryota; Metazoa; Chordata; Mammalia; Primates; Cebidae.
AGUGCUGGGAUUACAGGCAUGAGCCACCAUGCCCAGUCCUAGUGGAGAUGUUGACCUGGGUAUACAUGUUGGUGUUUUCUUAAAGUCCGUAUACAUCAGGUGUAUGAUUAUAUCCAUAUCUGUUGUCUUUCACAUUAUGCCCAGCUUGUGCAGUGAGUUAAAAACUAGGAAGAACCUCGGAAAUACAGUAUGCUUAAUUUUUAUGUCAUUUAUAAUAAUUAAGGAUUAUGUGAAAAUAGUUAUUUUGUGUUCCUACAAAUGAUUCUGAAACCCUUAGUGUGUGUUGCUGUAAAAUGUGUAUUGAGAGUUGAAUUGCUAUAUAUUGAUGGUGAUAAAAAACUACAAAUUCAUCAUUACAACUUUUAUUAUCACUACAUUGUUUCUAUAAUUCAUUAGAAAACAACACCUCAAUUGAUCUAUUUAAUCCUUAAAUAUUAUGCAGGAUGCUCUGUGUAAUAUACAGUGAGGUCCUUGAAGAGCCUACAUUUAUUGUUAAGAAUAUAUUUUUUUCCUCUCACUCUCCCUUCCUCCCUUAAUAACAAAGUUCCAUAGUAUAUAAAGUUGGACUUGUUUUGAUGUGAAGUUGGUAGAUUUCUUAGGUGUGUUCUUGAUUUGAUCAGGAUCUUUUCUGAAAAUUUUACAAAGAAUCACAGCACCUUUUCUCAAAUUAUAAAAUCACAAAAUAUCAGAAUAAUAAAUGGCAUAUGAGCUAAGAAAGAAGCAGUAUUUGACAGUUAAUGAUGACCAGAGAGAUUUGAUUGAGUAUUCAACUGACAUUUACUAAGUAUUUUUAUGCCAUGGGUACCAUGCUAAGUGUCUUGAAUAUCACCAGGAUGAAACACGUAAAGCCUUUGCAUAAGGAAAAUGGAAUAGAGAGGAAAGGAAUAUUUUGUUUUGAGAUUCCGUGUUCUUUCAAAGAAGAAACUAGGUAGCUCCAGAAAAUAUAUCAAAACUAAGACAAGAUGAAGUAAUAUCAUUGCUAUGUAUUAGACACUAUUCAAAAUGCUUUUACAGAUAUGCAUAGAAUAAACUCAGAGGCUGAGAAUGGUGUGGAAGAGAAAAAGAAAGCCUGCAAGUCGCCGACAGCCCAGUCCCCUACCCUAUCUCCGGAGGCCGACUCCCCAGACCAGAAGAAAAUCAUUAGCCUGCGGUCAAAAUCCAGUUUUGAUGGUGCCUCUUUAGCAGGUGAUAAGAACGACUGUAAAACAGAAAGCAAAAAUGAUUCUAAGACUGAAAGGAAAAAGUCUUCCUCUUCCAGCCAGUACAAGGCCAACAUGCACUUUCACAAGUUGUUUCUUAAUGUUCCAACGGAGGAACCACUGAGGCAAAGCUUCACCUGUGCACUACAGAAAGAAAUUCUAUACCAAGGAAAGCUCUUUGUAUCAGAAAACUGGAUUUGUUUUCAUUCCAAGGUCUUUGGAAAGGACACAAAGAUCUCUAUUCCAGCUUUCUCAGUAACCCUAAUAAAGAAAACCAAAACUGCUCUUCUAGUGCCAAAUGCCCUGAUCAUAGCAACGGUCACAGACAGGUACAUAUUUGUCUCUUUACUCUCCAGAGAUUCAACUUACAAACUACUAAGAUCUGUAUGUGGACACUUAGAAAAUACAAGUGUUGGUAACAGUCCCAAUCCAUCUUCUGCUGAAAACAGUUUCCGAGCAGACCGCCCUUCGUCUCUGCCUCUGGAUUUCAAUGACGAAUUCUCAGAUCUGGAUGGAGUGGUUCAACAAAGAAGGCAAGACAUGGAAGGAUACAGCAGUUCUGGUUCUCAGACUCCUGAAUCUGAGAACUCCCGAGAUUUCCAUGUGACAGAAUCCCAAACAGUUCUGAAUGUCUCCAAGGGAGAAGCAAAGCCAACUCGGGCAGAUGCCCAUGUGAACAGAGUACCUGAAGGAAAAGCCAAGAGUCUCCCUGCACACGGUCAGUCAGAAACUGUUGGAAUCUUACAUAAAGUCAAGUCUCAGAAAUGUCUGAUGCUUCACCAUAUUCUUAUUUUCUACGCAAUUGUUGUCUGCGCACUCAUCAUCUCGACCUUCUACAUGAGAUAUAGAAUUAAUACUCUGGAGGAGCGGUUGGGGCUGCUAACCUCCAUUGUGGACACCCAUAAUACUGAACAGACAGCACCAUCCGGCCUGAGGUCACAAGUACAAUUCAAUGUGGAGGUUCUCUGUCAAGAGCUUACAGCUAACAUAGUGAAAUUAGAAAAGAUACAGAACAACUUACAGAAGCUGCUUGAGAAUGGUGACUGACUGACCAGGUUGCUUGAGCCAUCGGAAUACCUCAUGUUUCCCUUUGAAGAAGGUGCAUCCCGAGGCAUUUUGUUUGAGCGCACUCUGCUGGUCAGACGCGCAAAUGGAUGAGAAUCCAGACAUUGCAUGUGGAGGUCUCCAGCUCAGAAAACAGGGGAGGGAAAUAAUUAUGGUUCUUGUGCAAUAAAAGUUGACCUUGCCUCUCUGAGGAAGUUUUUGCUGCUGCUGCUGCCUGAAGAAAACAGAUCCAUCUCUGGAGGCCUCAGGAAGGGCCCCCAGUGGACACUCUUGGAUAAUUACCAUGAUGGCAUCAGCAAACACUCCACCCUGUGCCUUUUUAGUCCUUCCCACCCUUCUGCCUCACCCUUACACCCCUCUUAACAACCUUCAAACUAAAGGAUACAUCAUAUAUCCGCAAACUCAAUGUGGUCUUUUCAGGAAUUAGUCAUGAGUCUCAAAAAGGCAAUAAAUGGCCCUAAAUGGACAGCUUGGCUUCAAACUAGUAACAUCUACAUUUUGUCUUUUUUUUUUUUUUUUUUUUUUUUUUCAGUUCUGUUGUUAUGUUCUGGUUUAAAUCACCUGUGUAUCUUAAUUUCUCAAUUCAAUUUUGGCAAGAAUAUCAAGCAAGGUGGACUAAACAUUCCGUUUAUGUUUUGCUUUCUUGCUGUAACUAAUAGUUAAUUGGACUGAUUCUUACCCAGUCCUGUUCAAGAAUCUGUGAGGCAUGUGACUGAAGUACUAAAUUAAACUUAUUUUUGAAACCAAACCUAAUUUUUAAGCCAAAAGGUAUCAUAGUGAUUUAAUGCAGGAUGAAAAACACUGAAUUUUUAAGAUUGUAAGUGGACUAUGUUAGUAGUUUUGAAACAGGAUGUCUGUAUUCAGCAUUCAGUAAUGCUAAAAUCCAUUUCAGCAUGUAAUUUGUAUGUUUUUCUCCUUUGCUGACUAAAAUAAAAUAACUGGUGGUUUGCUAACUAUUUACCAUAUGGGUUGGCUGGUUUUUAUUAAUAAUUGUUUAGGGUAUUAUAAGAUCUGUAAGUAUAAAGAAUAUUCUGUUUCUAUCUGCAAUGCAUUUGAUAAUCAUUUCUAUGAAAUGUAUUUUAUUUAAUCAGAUAAGCUAAUAAGUGAAUUGGUUACAUCGUUUGUAUCUGUUAGCCUAGUAGACAGCUGUGCCUGGUGCACCUCUGGCUUUGAAUAAAUACUCAUUGGUUGAAACACCCUGCUAACACUGUUUUGUCUGUUCGUAAAUUCUUUUAACCAAGACUUACUAUGCUUUUUAACUCUUUCUCCAUCUGCCCUCUACUACUUCCAACUCACUUAUACUUCCUUCCUCCCAAGUACUCACUUUAAAACUGAUAAAAGGAUUUAAGUUCUUGGGUUACAAUGGUUUAGAGGAAAUAAAAUGAACUUUGAAGUCAAAAAAAAAA